GGCAACUGAAAGGAGAGAAGGAGCACAGACUGAAUCUUCUCAGUCAUUCUGUUUUGUCCGUACAUGGCACUUCUACUAGACUAAAGCCAUGGCUACGAAGAUUAUUGUGUUCCUCUUGGUUGGUUUGAUGCAGUUAUGUGGGUCCCAGGUAGCAGGUUCUCGUGGGAAGAAAUUUGUCACGGCUUUCAUGCAAAACAAUCAGAAAAACCACCCUAUGGAUCCCAGUGCUAAGCAUGAGCUUGUUAUUACUGGUUAUUCUCCUAAAACCAUGGUGAGAGUAACAAUAGGAAAAUCCAUGUACAGAAGAACUUUCCCUCUCAAUGAAGGACAAACAGUGACAAUUAAGCUUCCAAAUACCAUUGAGUUAGUGGGGACCGAUAGCUUUGAUGGGACUGUGCUCAUAGAAGCUGACAAGGAUAUCUCCAUCUUGUCUCGCAGCCAUGACGGGACUUCUGUUGGUACUACAGUCCUGUAUCCAGUCCAACAAUUGGGCACACUGCAUUAUGUGGUAACUCCAAUGGGAAACAAGGAAAACACCUUCAAGGAAUUUGUGAUUAUAGCCUAUGAAACUCCCACUAAAAUCAAUAUUUCCCUGACGGGGACUGUGGCUUACAAAGGCAAGGUUUAUCCUUCUGGAAGCAAGCUUGUUGCUGAUCUUGAAGCCUUCCAAGCAAUCCAGUUCCAAAGCUCAGAUGAUUUGACUGGCACCAAAGUUGAAUCAAGUGAACCAGUGGCUGUUUUGACAGGACACAGCUGUGCUCAGAACAACAUAGCAUGUGACCAUGUUGUUGAACAGAUCUUGCCAGUUUCCAGUUGGGGUUCCUUCUUCAUUGUCCCUCUGAUGUCCUUUCCAAAUAGACAUGGCACUCUGUAUGUAGUCGCCGCCCAAAAGACUUCCAUCAAAUACCAGCAUGGUGAUAUAGAGAAGUCUUUGGACAUGGAGGCUGGGCAAGUUCUCAAGUUUGACCAGCAGUCUUCAGAACCAAUGCACAUUUCUGCCAACAAUGGGAUUCAGGUCCUUUUCUCCCCUACUGGUGCUGAAGAUCGAGACUAUGGGCCUUCUCUCAUAAACAUUCCAGCAGUUCCAGGCUACUGCAUUUCCUAUAGCACAGGUGAAAUGAGUCAGUAUGACAGAAUUUCUGUCAUCAUAGCCAAAACUUCAGAAUCCAGUGGGAUCACAGUAGAGAGGAAAGGCAUUGAAGCCCUCCAGUGGAGACCAAUCCCAGGAACAGAAUAUUCUUGGGCUGAACACAGUUUCAACAAAACAGCAGGUGUGCUUUCAUUAGAACAUCCCAGCACUCCUUUUGCCAUCUUCAUCCUUGGAGUCUCACAAAAUGAUGGCUCUGGUUCAAUGGCUGCUUGCACCACUGGUGCGCCAGUUGCGUCGUGCAGCUUGAUCCAAUGCAAGAAGGAGGAGAUGUGUGAGAUUCAAGAGGAGCACCCAGUGUGUUUGGCAGGGUCUGAAUCCACUUGCUGGGCACAAGGAAAUCGCCAUUAUCAUACCUUUGAUGGGAGGAACUAUGACUUCAGAGGCAGCUGUACCUACACCAUUGCCAAGACUUGCAGCCUGGAUGCGACCGUGCCUUUCUUCAGCAUUGAGGCCAAGAAUGAAAACAAGAGGGAUGUCCGUGCUUCUAAUGUCGGUUUAGUGACUAUAACUGUCUAUAAUAUCACCAUCUCUGUCAACAGAAACGAGAAUGGAUUUGUCAGGAUAGACAACCAACUGUCCCACCUGCCCAUUUCCUUGAAUGAAGGGAAGCUAUAUCUCUACCAGAAUGGAGCCUCCAUCCUUAUUGAGACUGAAUUCUCCCUGAAAGUCUCCUAUGACUGGGAUGAUUUUUUGCUGAUCAAGAUCCCCAGGAGGUUUUCGGAGAGUGUGUGCGGCCUUUGUGGGAACUACAACAAUGACCCCACAGAUGAUUUCACCACCCCCAGUGGGGCCUUGGCGUCCAGUCCCGUGGAGUUUGGGAGCAGCUGGAAGGUGGAGGACGAGGACAGAUUCUGCUGGGAUGACUGUCCAGGGGGUUGCAAAAGCUGCUCUUCAGCACAGACCAAAAAUUAUAAAGUAGAACCUUUCUGUGGUUGGAUCACCAAAGGAGGGAAUGGCCCAUUCAGCCAAUGCCAUUCUGUGAUCAACCCUGAAAUCUUUCUGGAAAACUGUGCCUACGAUGUAUGUUUGAGUGACGGGCUGAAGGAAGUGCUGUGUGAAUCCCUGAAGAACUAUGCAGAAACAUGCCAAAAAGAAGGAAUUGCUGUUUCUGACUGGAGAACAUCCACUGGUUGCUCCUCCUUAGUUUGCCCCGCAAACAGCCAAUACAAGGCCUGUGGACCUGCGUGUCCCAUUACCUGCAACAAYGAAGCUCUUCCCAGCAGCUGUGCCUCAUUGCCUUGCAUUGAGACCUGCCAGUGYAAUGAAGGYUUUGUGUGGGRYGCUGGGAAAUGCAUUCCCAAGAGUGACUGUGGCUGYSUCUUUGAAGGAAAGCUCUUCUCUCCAGGAGAGCAAUUCUGGGGAGAUUCCAGCUGCACAAGWCGCUGYACCUGUGACCCAGRGACCAAGSGUGUGAUCUGCMAGACRAGAGGCUGYAGGAGYGGAGAGCASUGYAGGGUGGARGRUGGCAUCCAGAAUUGCUAUCCCACCAGUUACGCCACCUGUUCUGCUUCAAGGGGCACUCAUUACAGUAGCUUUGAUGGUCAGAAGUUUGACUUCCAGGGCACUUGUGUGUAUCAGUUGACAGGGCUCUGUGAGAAGAGAAGAGAUUUGGUGGAUUUCCAGGUUCAUGUCCAAAAUGACCAUCCAAUCGGCUCCUCUGCCAUCCUCCCCAAAGUGGUGGAGAUCAGGGUGGAAGGAACAGUGAUUGUGAUUAGUAGAGAACACCUUGGAAAAGUCAUGGUGAAUGGCUUGUUGACACGUCUCCCUUACAACAUCAGAAGCAAUGAGAUUCUCCUCUACCGGAAAGGGAAAGAGGCAGUGGUCCAGACUGAUUUCCACCUGACUGUUACCUUCGACUGGCAAAACCGGGUUACUGUGACAGUGCCCAGUACUUAUGCCAAUGCCCUUUGUGGUCUCUGUGGGAACUUCAAUGGCAACAAACUUGAUGAGAUGACCAUGAAAGAUGGGAAAGUGGCUCUGAGUCCAUCCUCCUUUGGUGAGAGCUGGAAAAUGCAGGAGGUACCAGGCUGCACUGAGAUGGACAAAGAAGAAUGUCCUGGGCUGUCAGCCAUUGAGAGCCACCAACGCUACCUUGGGAGGGAAUGCGGGCUCAUCCUAGCCAAGAGGGGCCCUUUUCAACGGUGUCACAGCACAAUUGAACCUGAGGAAUACUUCCAGGAUUGUGUCUAUGAUUCUUGCUUUUUUGAAGGCCAAGAAGCUGUGAUUUGCCAAGCCAUCACCAAUUAUGCAGAAGCCUGUCAGGCAGCUGGCGCAAGCCUUGAGGCAUGGAGAACCAAAACCUUCUGCAGUGAAUGGCUUGUUGACGCGUCUGCCUUACAACAUCAGAAGCAAUGA
This is a messenger RNA of Anolis sagrei ordinatus, 3505 nucleotides long. The record is from RefSeq and is a predicted model, not a curated record. NCBI's taxonomy places the organism in Eukaryota, Metazoa, Chordata, Lepidosauria, Squamata, Anolidae.